Didymodactylos carnosus is the source of this 5331-nucleotide messenger RNA. NCBI's taxonomy places the organism in Eukaryota, Metazoa, Rotifera, Eurotatoria, Philodinida, Philodinidae. The record is from the annotation of a GenBank genome assembly.
AUGUUUGGUUUAUUACAUCUCCUAACAUUUUUAACGUUAUCGGCAACGGCAAAACUAGUCACUAAAACGACCGAUCUCUUGUUAGUAUUACCUGAAUCAGCCAAAUAUGGUUAUGUAUUAUUUGAAGUCGGUGAUCGAUCAGAAAAUGAUUAUAGAAAAUGUCAAAAAACUGCUGUAAAUCAUUCAUUGAUUAUCGAUAAAUAUGGUGAUCUUAUAUUAGGAAAACAAUUAGAACAAAAACCACUGAGCAACGAAUUAUUUUGUCGAAUAGACGGAAAUCAGUCUAUCCUCAACGUCUAUUAUUCGGUAAUAUCUCUAUCUUCUUAUUUUGGUUUUGAUUCGCCUGUUUAUCAUUUAUACCAAAAUGAACAUGAACCACAAUAUUCUCAAUUAGACGUUGAAUAUUUUUCAACAAUUAAAUGUUUACACAGUAACAAUGAUGAAAAAACUAAACACGAACCAAUUGUCUAUGAUUUGGUUGAUCAUACAUCUCGUACACAAUUAUUUGGUAUUACCUACAAUAGUAGAAUAGAUGAUUCGAUUAAAUUAAUAAAUAUGAAAACAUUUGAUUAUGAUGAUAUUGGUGAGAAUAGAAAACAUAUAUUAAUUAUUCGAGCAACAAGUAGUAAAACAAAAAUAGAAUCAUAUGCAAAAUUAAUUGUACAUAUUUUAAAUCAAAAUGAAAAUUCUCCACGUUUACAACAGGAACAAUUUUUAUCAUUUGUUCAAUUUAAUUUGAAAGACGAUCAACAAUCAAAUUCAAUUAUUGGUCAGAUAAAAGCAUAUGAUUUGGAUGAAAACGAUCAUUUUGAAUAUCAGUUUGUUACAAAUCAAACAAAUGGAAAUACAACUGGUCCUUUUUCAAUUAAUUCACAAACGGGUGAAAUUCAAAUAAUUAAUCGUAAUUUAUUAGACUUUAAUGUUCUAUUCUAUCAUUUGUAUGUUAUCAUUAUCGAUGAAUCAAUGAAUAAAAGUCCAAUUAUUGAUGUUUAUAUCUAUUUGCCACGAAACAAGCAACAUAAACAAUCAUCAUCCAUGGAAACGACAAUAAGAGAGUCAAAUGGAAAAUCGAUCCAUCGUCAUCGUCGUCAACAACAAUCUCAACCAGCACCAAGUCGUUUACAAUUACGUUUUAAUGAAAGUUUUACGGGUAUUCUCUAUCAUAUUAAAUAUUGUCGAAAACAAACAAAUGAAGAUUAUAUUGAAAAAACGUUUACAUUUCCACAAAAAUAUGAACAAUAUUUAAAUGAACGUUUAACAGUUGAUAAUGAUGGACAAUUGAUUAUUUUAAAACGUUUUAAUUAUGAAUAUUUUCAAUCAGUUAAUUUUCAAUUUCAUUGUCUUAUUACUGAACGUCAACAAAUGACACGUGUUAAUAAAUCCGAAGAAAUAUAUAUACAAAUUGAUGAUGUCAAUGAUGAAUUACCAAAAUGGAUUAUGGAUGAACCAUAUCAAUUUGGAACAUACUAUGGAUAUGUGGAGAAAACAGCGCGACCAGAAACACCCGUAUUUCGAUUUAAAGCGCAAGAUGUUGAUACACAAUCACGUUUAACAUAUGAAAUUGAAGAAAUUCUACCGAAAUCAGUAGCAAGUCAACAAUUAUUUCAUAUAUCACAAGAUGGAACAUUGACAACGCAUAGUAAUCAACAAUUAUCAGGUACUUACAAUAUAACGGUGAAAGCAAUUGAUGUAAAUACAAAUCCGUUAUAUAACUAUAAUCGAUUUAUUCGUACGUAUCUAUUGGUUAGUACUGAUCGUGUUGAUCCGAAAUUUUAUCAACAAAAAUAUGUGUUUAAUGUGUCAGAAUAUACUCAACCGUCAACAAUUGUUGGUUCAAUAAAAGCCAAAUCUUAUUCAACAACACAAGAUAAUUUACGCUAUUUUCUACAGCCAGUAAUUAGUAUUCAUUCCGAUAAUUAUGAAUUUAAAAUUGAUGAAACAAUUGGUACAAUUAAAAUUUUAAAACUUUUACGAUACAGUGAUCAACAUAAUAAUAAUACAAAACAUUUUCAUGGUAUUGUUAAAGAAUUAAAUGGUUGGCAAUUGGAUGCUCGUGUUGACAUUGAAAUUCAUAUUAUCGAUAUUAAUGACAAAACUCCUACGUUUAAACAAACAUAUUAUACACCACAAAUAUCAGAAGAUUAUCCACUCAAUACACCGAUUAUUAAUUUUACUGUUACAGAUGAUGAUGCAAGAAAUUCACAAAAUUCUAACAUUACAUUGGAUCUUGUAGAUUCAUAUGGAAAAUUUUCAAUUUAUUAUGAUCCAAUAUCAACGCCAAAUAAUAUUCAAGCCUAUUUAAUAGCAAAAGAACGUCUUGAUUAUGAAUCAUUAUCACCACUUGAUCGUCAAUAUAAAUUAAGAAUAAUUGCGAGAGAUAAUGGUCAACCAAAAUCAUUACAAAGUGAAGCUCAAAUUUAUAUUACUGUGACGGAUGUGAAUGAUGAACCACCAAUUUUCAAAGAUAAUCCAAUACAAAAGACAAUUGCUGAAAAUACACAAAAAGGUACAACAAUUGUAUUUGUCGAUGUACAUGAUACAGAAUAUAAUGAUAGUGUUACAGUUCAAUUUCAAACACAACAAAAUAAUCCAUUUCGAAUAAUAACGAGUCCGGGUGGUGGACGAGUAAUUCUUGAUGGUCAAUUACAAGAAGAAUUUUAUAAUUUAACAAUUCUUGCUUAUGAUCGUUUAAAUCAUACGAGUCAAGCUCAAUUAUUAAUAACAGUGUACGAUGUCAAUGAUCAUACACCUGAAAUUGAAAAUUGUCAACAAGGAAUUAUUACUAGUAAAGUGAAAGAAAAUGCUACAAUUAAUACACCAAUAUUGAAAAUAAAUGCAACGGAUAAAGAUCGUGGACUCAAUGGUGAAAUUUUAUUUUCAUUAAAAGGUGGCGGUGGUAGUGGAGCAAAUGGUGAGAAUGAUGGAUCUAAUUCAGGAACAGAAUCUGAUUUGUUUGCUAUUGAUUCUGAAACGGGUUUAAUUUACAAUAAAAAACGUUUAAAACAUUUAAAAAGUGGUUAUAGUGAGUAUACUAUGACUGUCUUUGCACAAGAUAAAGAUCCACAAAAUCCAAGAUCAACACAUUGUAUCAUUAAAAUUAAUGUUGAAGAUAUUAAUGAUCAUUAUCCGAUUAUAACAUCACCAUCACGUGAUAAUGAUUUAAUAUCAAUUAAAGUUGAAAAACGUAUUAAUUAUCUAAAUUAUGCUGUAUUAACAAUACGAGCAAAAGAUGAUGAUAGUGGUAAAAAUGCACAAUUAUCAUUUUCAAUUAAAUCAAAACCAGAAUGUGCUACUAGUGAAACACAUUUUACCAUUGAUUCAUCGUCUGGUAUUAUAUCAAUACGUCCAUCAAAAUUGGGUGAUAUAUUUCAAACACAAAAUAAAUAUUGUCUCGUCAUUCAAGUAUGUGAUCAAGGUGAUGAUCCAAAAUGUGUAGAACGAAAAGUUAACUUUCAAUUAUCUCAAGAUGGUUUUGAACCACCCGUUUGGGCACCCGAAACUGCGCUCACAUUUCAACGAGUAAUGAAAGUUGUUGAAUUAGCACAACAAAAUAUUGUUAUUGAUACAUUUAAAGCAUCAAUUAGUAAUGAUUCAACAAAAAAAGUAAUAUUUGAAAUGGAACCCGUUGAUUGGAAAUGUCAUAAUAGUCCAAUAACAAAUGAAGCACCACGUAUACCAUUUCUAUUAGCACCCGAUGAAAAUGGUCGAAAUAUUGCACGUCUCGUUAUUUAUCAACCAAUUGAUGCUGAUCCACCAACGGGUUGUACUCAUUUUACAUUCAAAAUUAAGGCAAAAAAUAGUGCCAUGGAAGCAUUAUCUGUUGAAAGUUUAUAUAAGAUUGAAAUAAUUGAUUCAAAUGAUAAUAUACCAAUAUUUAAUGUUAGUUCAUAUAGAGCACAAAUAUACGAAAAUGAAGUAAAAGAAAAUAUUUUGAGAGUACAAGCAGAUGAUAAAGAUAUUGAUCCAAAAAAUAGAAAUACAACAUAUUUUAUUAGGUGUCAAAAUAAUGCUGGUGGUAGUCAAUCUAGUCAAGUAUCAUAUUAUUCAAAUAAUCCGGUAUCAAAUUCACUUUCAUGUCAAGGUAUUGUGUCGAUUGAUCCUGAAACUGGUUGGAUUAGUGUUCAACGUCAGUUUGAUUUUGAUAAUCCAAACGAUAGACGUUAUGUAUUCGAUGUAUUUGCCAAAAAUAUUUUACCAUCGGAUCGAUGUAAUUCAAAUAAUAAAGAAUCACAACAACAACAACAAGCAAAUGGUGCUGAUUCUAAUCCAACAAUACAAAUAUGUGUCACUGAACAUCGUGUACCUGUUAUCAUUGAAGUUCUUGAUCGAAACGAUAAUGCACCAGUUUUUCAAGGUCAACCAUAUUUAACCAAUGUAUCUGAAGAUGCUGAACCGGGAACAACAAUUUUUCAGUUGAAUGUUAGCGAUGUAGAUACAGAUGAUAUUUUAACAUUUAAUAUUGUAAAUGUUCAAGAAGCAUCAGCAUUUGCUGUCAAAGAAAAUACGGGUGAAGUCUAUUUGGCUAGUGGUUUAGAUUAUGAACGUGUACAACAACAUCGUGUCAUCAUUCAAGUUAGCGAUAGUAAUAAUGAACAUACAAAUCAAGCUGAAUUAACUGUUAUUGUUGAAGAUGCGAAUGAUAAUCCACCACGAUUUCUCAAUUUACCAGCAACAAUUGAAAUUGAAGAAGGAAAACAAGUUGUUGAUUAUGAUCAAUUAAUGAAACAACAACAACAAAAUGGAAAUUCAUAUUCAGAUGAAAAUUAUGAAAGUCCAUUGUAUCGAAGAUUGAAACGUCGUAGAAGAAGACGAGCUACAAAUUCAAGAAAAUAUAACAAGCAAAAUGAAGCAAAACCUUCACUUAGAAAACCAACAAAACCAACGGAAAAUACACUGUAUGAUGUCGACCGUUAUCGUGCAACAUCAUCGUCGUCUAAUAGUUAUCAACGAUCAAAUGAAUAUAACUCUCGUGUGAUAUAUACCGUAAAAGCAGAAGAUCCCGAUAAAGGUCGUCCGGCAAGUGUUGGUGGCAUUAAAUUUACAUUAACAUCGUCGAAUCAACAAUAUACAGAUUAUUUUGAAAUUCAUCCAACGAAUGGUACAAUACAUUUAAAAAAAGAAUUGGAUCGUGAUCCACCCAACGGAUUCGAUGAAUGGUUAUUGACAAUUAUCGCUGCUGAUGAGGGUGGAUUAGAAGGAUCAAAAAAGAAUGCAUCAUGGCUAAAAAUUAUGGUGAAAGAUAUUAACGAUAAUCCACCAAUUUUUAUUGAUGUUGAUCCAAUUGGACAUAUUGCUGAGAAUGCGAAAAAAGAUACACGUGUCGAGGGUUAG